UCACUCUGCAUUUCUCCGCGUAGUUAGUUGUUUAAGAAUGUCUUAGUUGGAUACUAUAUGAUUGUGGUGUCGUAGGCGUCGUCGUCGAUGCCGUGAUGCGUCGCAGUCCUGAUUGACGGCAACAGGGUCAGUUGUAGCUUUAGCGUCGAAGCCGCUGUGUGUCAUGAUGCCGCUGCUUAUGUGACGAGGCCCGCGGGGGUUGCCGUUGGUGCUUGGGUUCCUUCGUUCCCUUUGUGGCGAGCGCUACUCCAUUAACUUGACGCCUGGUUACUUGAUGAGUCGUGGUUUUUUAUUCUCGGGACCGACGGGUGUGAUGCGGCAUGGUUUUGGCUGUAGCGAGGAUGUUGAGAUGGUCGUCGGGUGUGCCGCGCUUGUUUGUCGGUGUGGAACAGGGUGGGGCGGCGGUGAUGCUCGCUUGCUUGGGUUGUCAGGUGGUCGGUGGCAUUGAUUAGCAUUCGAAAUUUGCUCUCGAGAUGUCUGGGUGUUGAGGAAUUUGGUGAUAACCGCGAAUUGUUUUGUAGAAGAAUCGCCGUUCAUUCUAUGGACGAGUUUUAGCGUCCGCCAGUUUUCUGUGUACGGAAGGGUUGCGGGGUCGGGAGCUUUCGGGCUCGGUGAUUUUGAGUAAUCUGGUACUGUGAUUAGUAGGGGAUUUCUAGAUUCGAGUGUGUCGAGCUUACAUUGCCCUACCUUCCUGCGUAGAUGUAUUCAUUGUGACAAAGCUCAUGAAGUUAAGUUGGAGUUUUACAGAAACUUCUUCGUGUUAGUGUAUUAUUAUUAUUAUUAUCAUUGUUAUUCUUAGGCGAUGGACGAGUCUUUGGAGAAUGCUGGAAAUCCGUCUGUGUGGGAUCGUGGACGGAUGGUUGCACAGUAUUUGUUGGGGUGGCCAUUUAUGUGCCAUGCAGGAUCGGUGCUUCUGGUUGCUUGGAUAGCCUCCUACCUGCACCUUAGCGUUGGUCUUGUUUGCAUUCUAGGCUUCCUUUAUCUCUUUCAGAUUGAGAGCCGACAGCGGGCGAAAUUAUUAUGGAAGGUACAUCACGAAGAGGAAAAUAAAGCAAGAAAAAUGAGGAUUUCUGAAGGAGAAACUGUGCGAUGGAUGAAUAAAGCUUUAGAAACCAUUUGGCCCAUGUUCUUGGGAGAGUUCUCUUCUAAACACCUUAAGAUUCCUCUCUCCUCGUUCCUGGACCGGUUCAAGCCCUGGAGUAUGAAAAAAAUAUCUGUUUCAGACAUCUUUCUUGGGAAGAGUCCGCCGAUUGUAACAAUGAUCCGCAUGUUGGACGAUCCUGUGGAUGGUGAUCACUUGGCAGUGGAAGCGUCUAUCGAGUGGAUGGCAGCCAAAGACAUGGCUGCUGUCGUGGAUGUGCAAUUUCUACGUCGCAUUAGCUUCGGAAUUCGAACUACUGUGCACAUCUGCAAUCUAUGUCUUAAGGGCAAGGUGAAAGCAGGGAUUAAGUUCAAAAAUGGAUGGCCAGUGAUUGAACGACUACGAGUUUGUUUUGCGACGGCACCUCAUGUACAGAUGACCAUCCAUCCUCUGUAUAAUAAUGGGGUUGAUGUAUCUGAGCUUCCGGGAAUUGCACAAUGGAUGGAUCGUCUAAUGGCAGAUAUUUUCGCCCGGUCUUUGGUAGAGAAUGCAGAGACAAAAAUUUCGUGGAAUUUGUUUCAACAGCCGAACAUGAUAGAAAUUGACGUGGAAAAGCUCAUGAAAGAUGUAAUGAUACCCCUAGAUCCCAUUCCAGUGCCAAGAGGUGCCUUUUGGACCAUGCAUGUGGGUGCGCCAGUGGCGGAUGUCAUUGUGGAAGUUCUUGAAGCUACUGAUCUACGAAUAGGGUAUGUUAAUGGGUACCCCGAUCCUUAUGUAAAAGUUACAGUCGGACAUCAGACGAAAACAACCAAGGUGCAACCCAAAACAUUGCAUCCAAAAUGGAACGAAACCCUCAAGUUUUCUAUUGCAACCUUGGAACAACUCGACAAAAUACUUAUCAAUGUGCGUGAUAAAGAUCAUUUUUAUGAUGAACGGCUUGGUUCCUGUACAGUGAAUUUAAAUAGUUACCGAGAUGGAAUCCGACGUGAUAUUUGGUGCGAACUUGAAGACAUAAAAACUGGUAAAAUUCACCUAGCCAUUACGGUUGUCGCCAAGCAGGCUUCCUCUCUCAGUUCUGAGGAUACCUCGAGCUACAACUCUACAACUUUUGAGACGAUUGAUCAAACAAUCAGCCGAGAAUUUGAUCCAUCUCUUUCUGAAGGUUUGCCAUUAUCUGCAGCACCAUCCCCUAAGACUCAUGUCUCAACACGUCAGAAGUUGAAGGCCUUAAGAUUAAGAGAACCUUUCUUAAGCAAAACUUCACCAACUUCACCAGUGAAGGAUCCCAACUUAAAUAGUGGACGUCAGAGAUCUGUAAUUAUCGAUAGUCCCGAGUCCAGGAGGAGGCUUGAGUCGCCUCGGAUUGCAUCUGGCAGAGAAAUCUUUUUUAUUCCUGGUGAUGAUUCAUCAGAUCUGUUUACUUCUGAUGAUGUUUCCAGAUUUGCAUCAGUACAUUCUACAACGAAAAUAGAAGCAGAAGCCAUAAACCAAUCUAGUGAUGAACCAAUGGCAAUUGAGCUACAUGUAGGCGUUGGGGAAUCUGGCGCUGUAAAAAUCCGCAGGUUUGGGGAUGCAAAUCCCCCAACUAGCCCCGAACCGCAGGUUGUCGGGUCAACACGGUCUCAGAGUGUGUCUAAAAGUUUUAACAACAUUGAGGAAGAAGGAAGUGCUACCCGGAAGAUUCGAAGCGCUGGAAUUAAACUGCACAGCAAGUAUCACAGGGCGAAACAAGGAUUUAAAAGGGCUUCAGUACCUUCGCCAGUAAGGGACAGAAGUCAGGAAUUGCAAAAUCGCAGGGGGUUUAGUAGCAGUAAUGGAUUGACCGUAGAUACAUUAGGUGGGCAGGCCGCAAAUAAUUCUCCUACUAAUACACUGUUAGGGCAGAAUGACUCAACUAAGACCUCAUUGACUCCGGAAGUGUGUGGUGGAGCAAUGGAUGUUCGUGCUAUUGGGGAUCUUGAACCAGAUAAAGAACACAUGCGAAACAGAGCAAAGGGCAUACUCAAGGCUGCGGGGCGUUUCGGCAAGAGAUUGAAUCAUCGGAAAACCUCGCUAAGCUCAGAUGAGCUUUCUAGUUCUGGUGAACUGACGCCCAUAGGAGGCGAAAGGAUUGAGGUUUCUCUGUCAGGACCAAGUACUGAUCUCCAUAUGCAACAACAGGUAGCUUCUCCUAGCAACCGAUUAGUGUCUUCUCUCCCUGCUUCGAUUUCCUCGACGCCACCCCAGAGACCACCUCCAGGACUGCCACAACCCGUCACUCCAAGUUUCGAUACAAGUGAGUAGAAUUUUUCUUCAUUAGCUCUGGAGCCUGCCCCAAUUUACGCUACGGAUAAUCAAUAGAGUUUUCCUACAGGAGGACAAAGGUUUUCUAUUUUAUUUCAUUUUUGCCUUGAAGGACUAACAAAGCCUGCCUCUUUGGUGUGAGCGAACUAUUUGGUUUCGCAUUCUGGAGCUAGCAAAAUGUUUAGAACUGAACUCUGUUCCAUAGUGACUACCUUACGUAAAUUCUAGCUCUGUUUGCAAAUCGUUAGUGCAAUGCCUAUUGUGAAGAUUCUAUAUUCUUUUUCAGAACAUUUGUCACUGCACUAACUGAAGUGCUGAAAUGAUUUUUAAUGUAAUUUAUAGAAUUGCAGAAGACUGCCAUCUGGAUUUAGAGUACGGUAAAAUAAAUUUGCAGAUUGGAUUUUGUAUGUUUCUAGGUGAAACCAUCCAUAAGUGAGCCUAGUGAGCUGCAAUAUUGCUGAACUCCACUAUAAUGCUACUUGACUGAACAGUUGCUUCUCGGGAGGGUUCCGCGUGGGUGAUAUUUUCGAUGAAAUAUUAGUUUAGAGAAUGUGUGACUUUUAUUAUUUUUGGACUGGCAUGGCUGAGGGCAGUCUUUGUUGUAGGAAAUUGAGGCUUGUUGGGGGCUAGGAUUUGACAUUAUCUAACCAGAUUUGAUGUUUGUGAUAUUGACAAAACUACUGUUUGGUUAGUGGGUGUUGUAGAGAUAAGAAGUGGGCUUAGCACAAUCUUGUGCAAGCCAAUAAGAUCAUAGGAGAGCUUAAUUUGUAUGGAUAGUGGGAGCAUUGCCCUCUCCAAUAUUUUAAUAUAAAAGCUGCUUGAUA
This is a messenger RNA of Physcomitrium patens, 4188 nucleotides long. Lineage: Eukaryota; Viridiplantae; Streptophyta; Bryopsida; Funariales; Funariaceae. The record is from RefSeq and is a predicted model, not a curated record.